CAUGAGCACAGUUACUAUGUAUUCACCAACAUAAGUUUCAUCUGUUAGCGGGUAUCCAUUCCAUCAUACAAGUGUAAAAAGCAUCGUAGGCAUGAUUCCAUACUACUGGUAGUCAAGAUUAACAUCAGGCUGAUGCGCUCUUGCAAAACACGGGAGGGAUGAGCGGUAAUGGUUGAUUCUGGAUACCUGCUACUCAGCUCCUCAAACAUGACUGCAGCGCCCAGGACAAUACACGUGGCAGAACUACCCAGCGCAGAAAAUAUGGUAUUUCGCGAUUCUUUAUUUUUUAAGAAAAAUGGGCAUGACCUUCCGUCGCCGAAGGAGAUUCGAGAAAAGGAUAUCGAAAUCAAUAGCUUUCGCGCACGAUCACCAAGGCCUCCACCGAUCCUGUUCGAAGAACUGGGACUUGUCGUCAAAUAUGGCUCGGAGAUCACAAUAGCCGAAGCACAGUGCCUGUGGUAUUUCAACAAAUACAUGAAAGAUGCAGUGCCUACGCCGGAAUUGUACGGGUGGUGCCAUGAUGACGGCGAGACAUUCAUCUAUAUGGAGUUUGUCAAUGCCGACACACUAGAAGACGUGUGGCCAUCACUUAAUCAAGAAGAUCAAAACAUAAUUUGCGAUCAGCUCCAUACGUCCGUGGAGGCAUGGCGCAGUCUCCGUCAGGAGACGGAACCAUACUAUGUCGGCCAUAUCGGACGUCAAGGAGUAGGCGACAUUAUCUUCAGUGAUGCAGGUGACCCGCAGGCCGGCCCGUUCGAAGGCAUAACGCAAUUUCAUGAUUUCUUUGCGCGUUACUCUUGCCGCCAGCACCCGGACUGGAAUCCGCGGCGUGACUUUCCCGAGUUGGCCGGCUUGACGGAUGACAGACCGGUGGUAUUUACGCAUAGCGAUCUAGAUAAGAGUAACAUACUCAUCUUUCCGAGGGAUGGAGAAUCUCCACCUCGCGUCGCCGCCAUUAUUGACUGGCACCAAUCAGGAUGGUACCCGAGCGAUUGGGAAUGGCUCAAAGCGGAAUCGAGGUGCGAGCCUUUUUGGGAAGGGGGUCGGGAUACGGCCUGGCUAUUGCGGAUCAUGACGCCGGCAGACAAAAACUACCAAGCAGCUUGGGAAUUCAUUACUGGCUCUUUGGGCUUCUAGAUCUACUCAAGUAAGAAUACAUUAAUACAAAAAUCGUUGCUUAUAUCAAUGAUUAACCUACAAUUCAGAGAGGAGGUAGAUAUUGUGCCACUUCAAGGCUCAGCGCUUAGGGGAUCGGCUCUCCUACUAAGUAACUUCUCUAUCUUAGCUUUUUAUCAUAGUCACUUAUAUAAAAACUAACGCUUAAGUGUUUUCAA
Messenger RNA from Daldinia loculata, 1334 nucleotides. RefSeq lists its product as uncharacterized. NCBI's taxonomy places the organism in Eukaryota, Fungi, Ascomycota, Sordariomycetes, Xylariales, Hypoxylaceae. The record is from RefSeq and is a predicted model, not a curated record. The coding region runs from base 169 to 1137 and encodes 322 amino acids. The transcript has 2 exons.